Molecule: messenger RNA, 2052 nt
Organism: Theobroma cacao (cacao)
Lineage: Eukaryota; Viridiplantae; Streptophyta; Magnoliopsida; Malvales; Malvaceae
Source: RefSeq, a predicted model, not a curated record
UCCCUAUCCACCUCGUGAGACACUUUCCCCAAAUCUUUCAACCCACCUUCCCUUCUUCUGCCUACAUUCGUGGAAAUCCCUAGCCACCGCACUCGUCACGGUCCCCAAAUCUGUCAACCCGCCUUCCCUUUUUCUGCUGACAUUCGUGGAAAUCCCUAGCCACCACACUCGUCACGGUCCCCAAAUCUGUCAACCCGCCUUCCCUUCUUCUACUAACAGUCGUGGAAAUCACUGGCCACCGUGUGAGUCACUUUCCCGAAAUCUCUCAACCCGCCUUCCCUUUUUCUGCCGACAUUCAUGAAAAUCCCUAGCCACCGCAUGAGUCACUUUCCCCAAAUCUCUCAACCUGCCUUCCCUUCUUCUGCCAACAGUCGUGGAAAUCUCGUUACCGAUCUACGUGUGUUUGUCAUUUUUGUCGGUGAGUUUUUGGACCGGAUCUUGUUGCUGAGCCUAUUUGCCUAGUGUAGAGUUCUUGUUUUGCCGACCAUAGAGUCUUGUUGCUGAGCCUAUUUGCUGCGAAUCUUGGAUCGGAUCUUUGGGUGGAGUGCUUAUAGACGAUUAUCAUGUCCCUAUUGCAUGGAACAUUCUAAGGCUUUCAUAUUGGAUCAUGGCAGAAAACCUUGUUUCUUUGAUUGUCAUCGACAAUUCUUGCGAUCUAAUCAUCCUUUUAGAAGGCAAAGAGACAAAUUUAUUAAAAAAAGAGUUGAAUAUGACUUACCAUUUCCUCAAUUAUCAAGUGAGGAAAUAUUGUCACGUUUGAAUUCGCUUCCUGAUCUCCCAUUCGGAACAAAAUGUGGUGACCAGAAGAUUUCGGGUUAUGGUGUUAGUCAUAAUUGGGUGAAGAAUAGUAUACUUUGGGAUCUGCCUUAUUGGCAUAUGCUUUUUAUUCGUCACAAUCUAGAUGUGAUGCAUAUUGAACAUAAUGUAUUCAAGAAUAUAUUCAACACAAUGAUGGAUGUUAAGGGAAUGACGAAAGACAACUUAAAGGCACGACAAGAUUUAAAGGUGUCUUGCAAGCGGCCAGAAUUGGAAUUGAUGAAAAAUAAUGGAAAAAUUUUCAAGCUUAAGGCUGCGUACACCUUAAAUAAGGAGGAAAUAAAAAAUGUUUGUGCUUGGGUGAAACAAAUGAGAUUUCCUGAUGGCUUUGCGUCGAACAUAUCUCGGUGUAUUAAUGAGAUUGAUUACAAAUUUUAUGGGAUGAAAAGUCAUGAUUGUCAUAUUUUUUUGCAACGAUUGCUCCUAAUUGUCUUCCAUGAUAUGGUGCCUCACUCAAUUUGGGAUGCGAUUACUGGGAUAUCUCACUUUUUUAGGGAUUUGUGUGCAACGAAAAUACUUGUAGAUCAUAUGGAAGCUUUGCAAGGAAAAAUAUGUGAAACUAUAUGCAAACUAGAAAAUAUCUUUCCUUCUGGUUUCUUUGACUCUAUGGAGCAUUUGCCGAUUCAUUUACCUUACGAGGCAAAGUUUGGUGGACCUGUCCAGUAUCGAUGGAUGUAUCCAUUUGAGAGAUUUUUGCAACAUUUGAAAAAGAAAGUAAAAAAUCGAGCCUCAGUUGAAGGAUUUAUAUGUGAGGCUUAUAUUAUCGAGGAAAUCUCCUCGUUUUGCUCAUGGUAUUUUGAACCUGCUAUGCGAACAAGAUUAAAUAGAAUGCCACGUAAUGAUGAUGGGGGAGACGUGGACUCUCAAGGUCGUCUUUCAAUUUUCAUUCAUUUUGGGCGAGCAUUUGGUCCAUUAGAGAAAUCUCGAUUUUUAGAUGAGGAUGAGUUUUAUGCUGCUGAGCUAUAUGUUUUAAUGAAUAGUGAAGAGAUGCUCCCAUAUAUAAAGAUGUUUGAUGAAAUUAUCAAGGGAGAUGUUGUGCAUAUAUCAGAAGAUGAAUUGGAGAAAGUACGUGAUGCAAGAUUCGUUAAAUGGUUUAAAAAUUAUGUUGCAACACGUAUGGAUGAAAUUGACCCACGUAUACUUGAAAUCUCUCAUGGUCCAGGACGUAUGAUAAUGUCACGACCCGAUACACCCCUUGAGCCCGUGACAACCGUCGCGGUGUCCUGGUAGACACUC